Molecule: messenger RNA, 828 nt
Organism: Nicotiana tabacum (common tobacco)
Lineage: Eukaryota; Viridiplantae; Streptophyta; Magnoliopsida; Solanales; Solanaceae
Source: RefSeq, a predicted model, not a curated record
AUGAGGGAUUGUCCGAUAAGAGGUAAUGCAAGCAUAGCUCAGCUAGCAGGAUCUGUAGCUGGUUCAUCAUCAUUAGUACGCCCCCUGGGCAAGGAUGACAGGACUAGGAGUCAUUGCCUGAUGUUGUUACAGAAAAAUAAUGACAAUCAAGAAGAUGAAGUAAGGGUAAAUCCUGAUGAUGGUCUGAAGAAGAAGAAGAAGAAGAAGAAGAAGAAGAAGGGGAGGACUAGAGUUCUAAAGAAUAAGGAUGGGAAUUCAAUGAAUGAGGAGAUUGAAGAGAAUAAAUAUAUGCUUGCUCUACCUUUCCCUCAGAAGCAAAAAAGAAAAAAGUUGGACAAACACUUUGGGCAUUUUCUAGAAGUGCUCAAGCAAGUGCAUGUUAAUCUACCGUUCACAGAGGUGCUUUCACAAAUGCCAGUAUAUUCCAAGUUAUUGAAGGAGAUAUUGUCCGUAAAGUGGAAGAGACAUAAGUUGUCAAGCUCACAGAAUAAGCUCCCUAAAAAAUUUAGAGAUCCAGGGAGUUUUACUAUACCUUUCUCUUUAGGAAGAACUAAUUUGAAAAAUCUUUGUAUGAUUCAGACCGCAAUCAUACUUGAAGGAAUACUGAAGGAUGUGGUAAUUCAGUUGGACAAAUUUGUUUUCCCUAUGGACUUUAUCAUAGUGAAAAUUGAAGAGAAUAACGAGGUCCUACUAAUUUUGGGGAGACCUUUCUUGGCUACUACUAGAGCUAUUAUGGACAUUCAGGAAAGGCAGCUCAUGCUAAGAGUGGGGGAAGAAAGAAUGAAGUUCAAGAUGAAGGAAGCAAUAGGGGGCCCUAGAGAAGAGUAA